ACAGAGGCUCUUCAGCACAUUCUGCCUCCCAAGUGACCACUGUGAACAUAGACAAGCAACGAUGAAGUUUCUGGUAAUUGUGCUUUUGGGGUCUGCUUACGCUACUGAGACUGAGAAGAGAGGUGCGCAGCCAAGCUAUGGCUCUUAUACCCCUCCCUAUAGCCAUGGCUAUGGACAUCCUUAUGGGGUGCACCCCCAUUACAAGAAGUCUGCUGAUCCAGAACCAGAGCCUGAGGCUUCCAACCCCUCUGGACACUACCCAAUCUACCGUCCUCAUGGCCACCACUAUGGAAAGAGUACUGAUCCAGAACCAGAGCCUGAGGCUUCCUACCCCUCUGGACACCACCCUGUCUACCGUCCUCAUGGCCACCACUACGGAAAAAGUGCUGAUCCAAAACCAGAGCCUGAGGCUUCCUACCCCUCCGGACACUACCCAGUCUACCGUCCUCAUGGCCACCACUAUGGAAAGAGUACUGAUCCAGAACCAGAGCCUGAGGCUUCCUACCCCUCUGGACACUACCCAGUCUACCGUCCUCAUGGCCACCACUAUGGAAAGAGGUCUGCUGCGCUGCACCCUUCUGUUGAGCCUUCUUAUGACUCUGACGAGUACGGCUAUCCUCAUCCUGACUACUACUACCCUCCAUAUUACUAUGGUUAAGGAGGAACUUUGCCAAUAAUAUUUUUUAACUAUAGAUAUGGAUCGUCCAUAGCUUAUG
Macrobrachium nipponense is the source of this 716-nucleotide messenger RNA. RefSeq names its product histidine-rich glycoprotein-like. The coding region runs from base 62 to 658 and encodes 198 amino acids. The transcript has 2 exons. Lineage: Eukaryota; Metazoa; Arthropoda; Malacostraca; Decapoda; Palaemonidae. The record is from RefSeq and is a predicted model, not a curated record.